Molecule: messenger RNA, 2544 nt
Organism: Liolophura sinensis
Lineage: Eukaryota; Metazoa; Mollusca; Polyplacophora; Chitonida; Chitonidae
Product: regulatory factor X 4-like
Exons: 21
Coding region: 1-2544 (847 amino acids)
Biological process (GO): regulation of transcription by RNA polymerase II
Molecular function (GO): DNA-binding transcription factor activity, RNA polymerase II-specific; RNA polymerase II cis-regulatory region sequence-specific DNA binding
Source: RefSeq, a predicted model, not a curated record
AUGGAUAUUAAUAGUGAUGAUGAUGAUACUGAUGGUGAUGAUGAAGGUGAUGAUAACGACGAAUAUGAUGAUGGCGGCGGCGGCGGUGGUGGUGAUGAUGAUGACGAUGAUACGACGGCGACGAUGACGGUGGUGGUGGUGGUGGGGAUUCUGGUGGUAGUGGUGGUGGUGGCGGUGGCGGUGGUGGUGGUGAGGAUUUACAGGGCCAUGGUUGUUACGGCCAUGUUUAUCAGCAUGUGUCGGUUGUUAUGGUCAUGUUUAUCGGCAAGUGUCGAGGACUGGCUGGACCAGUGCUUUGACAGCAGUAAAUCGCCGGAGGAUAUGGAAGAGGAGAAGUACCAACCGACUUUCACGGAGGUGGACGAACUUAGUACAGUUGACCUGAAGAGACGGAAAGCGUCCAGACCACAUUCCACACCGCUGACGCUUAAAUGGCUGGAGGAGAACUACGAACUGGCUGAGGGGGUAUGCAUUCCACGCAGUACUCUGUAUUACCACUACCUGGAUUACUGUGAGCGCAACGACACGCAACCUGUCAACGCGGCGAGCUUUGGAAAGAUAAUUCGUCAGCAAUUCCCACAAAUAACAACUCGCAGGCUUGGCACACGAGGGCAAUCAAAAUAUCAUUAUUACGGGAUAGGAGUCAGAGAAUCGUCCCCAUAUUACGACCUGGUAUAUUCGGCUAAAGGAGCCCAACUAUCUUGUGAUGGUAAAAAGGACCCCGUAAAACAGAUUGUGGCCUAUUCUCCACGCUCGAAGCUAGGGACACUUCUUCCAGAUUUCCCGGAACUGAAAGACAUCAAACUUCCAGCUAACAUAGAAGAGUCUAAGGUGGUCACUUUCCUGAUGAUGUACCGUGCCCACUGCCAGAGAAUUCUCGACACUGUCAUUAGGGCCAACUUUGACGAGGUGCAGAGCUUCUUGCUUCACUUCUGGCAAGGCAUGCCCCAGCACAUUAUCCCCAUCCUGGACAGUCAGACGAUUGCCACCCUUGUCGGGGUCUGCGACUCGGUUUUGUACAAAGCCAUCGCGUCUGUUCUCAUGCCCACGGUAUUCCAGCCUCUACCAGACAGUUUAACCCAAGUUAUUAGACGAUUUGCAAAGCAGUUAGACGAAUGGCUGAGAACAGCUUUACAAGGGCUUCCAGCAAAACUCAUAAAAAUCAAGUUUGACCUUGCUCGUCGCUUCGCCCAAGUACUUCGUCGUCAGACAUCAUUAAACCAUCUAUGUGUCGCUGCCCGUUCAGUCAUCCAUAAUGCGGAAAUUACGUCACAGAUGCUUGACGACUGGUUGAAUAUUGACCUAUCAAGUAUCGUUAAACAGACUCUUUACACCAUGGACCAGUACAGCGAAAAGGACCAUCAAAUAAUAUUUAACUUAUGUAAAGAGCUGGAGCAGCUGUUUGAAGACCAAGCACCCAUCGAGUCGUACAUCGCAUGGCUGGACUCUAUGGUAGACCGAUGUGUAGCCAGUCCCAGCAAUAGACGACCUGGUAUCUUACGCAAACUGGCUCGGCAGUUUCUUUUAAUGUGGUCGUGUUUCGGUACCCGAGUCAUACGCGAUAUGACCUUAUACAGUGCCCCCAGUUUCGGCUCAUUUCACCUGCUUCACCUUAUGUUUGAUGAGUACGUCCUGUACCUGGUGGAAAAUCUCCAUAGUCAGGAGAGGACACGGGAGUACCUUGCCGUCAUCAAAGGGGAGGUUACAGACGCAAGUGACGAAGUCGUUCUGCCUAACCCCGUACUAAGCAAAGAUUCCUUUGGAGUGAAGACGUCACUGAGCCUGGACACGGGCACGGACAGGGUGUGUAUGGAGAGAUCUACGGUGAUCACCAAUGGACGGGACCAUCCUCUGUCAGGUGCGAGUUUUGCCCCGAUGUGCCCGACUCGGUUUGAUGAUGUUUACUCUAACAACAGUUCCCCCAAGUCAUCUGUGUCCAGCUAUUCUCCUGAGGCCACUCCUAAUACGGACUUUGGUCAGCCUCCAGUGCUCAAUGACCACAAGGCUGGACACGGGUCAUGCGAGCAGCGAUUUGACAACUACGGAUACUCUUAUUUUGGCGGAGUCACUUCCGGACCACAGGACUGCCAGGCCGGCUAUACAUAUGCAUUUCCGAUUAAUACACCACAGUACAGUUCAGGCGGUAGCAGUGAUGGGAGAACGACAGUAUCCACGACCAGUGCUGAAUGGGCCUCCGAAAUCCCAAGGUACUGUUCAUCAGCACAGACUGAGCAGUCCAGGUCAGAGAUGGGCUCGACAUCCUCGUGCUUGUCUCCCGGAAGUUCAGACUUCAACUACCCAGUCUACGACUAUGGCUCUUACCCUGGACAGCAUUAUCCUUUACACACACAGAAUGGACACGCGAGCGGUUACCAAGGUUUCGGCGGCCCAGUUGUGGACUGUCAUCAGUUUGCCAUCUCUCAGGAUAACCAGAAAAGGAAACAGUCAGUGAGCGAAGCAGUCAGCUCAGCCACCGCUUCUUAUAAAAGACAUAAAACCAGUGAUGACGUAUUUGAUUACAUUCCAUCAGUAACGUAUACGUGA